AUGAUGGGAACAGUAUGGCUCCGCCUGCACCCAGCUCAGGAUUAUAUCCAACCCUUCGUCAAUGCGAUCUUUUUCGGAUCAGCUUUCAUGUCCUUUAUGGCCGUGGCCUAUGUGCCCGCCUACCUCGAAGACAGGGCAACAUUUGCAAAGGAGCGCGCGAAUGGGCUCUACGGCGCAACACCCUUUAUCGUCUCGAAUUUCCUCAUCGGUCUUCCUUUCCUCUUCCUAAUUUCAAUGCUCUUUUCGAUUGUCUCAUACUGGCUCUCCAACUUCCGACCAGACGGAUCCGCCUUUAUGAUCUGGGUUAUGUGGAUAUUCCUCGACCUCGUCGCGGCCGAAAGUCUGGUCGUGUUCGUCACAUCGAUAUUCCCCAACUUUGUCAUCUCGCUCGCAUUAGUCGCGUUCGCGAAUGGAUUGUGGAUGAGCGUGGGUGGGUUUCUUGUGACGCCAACCAUUCUGAAUCCUUUCUGGAAAUAUGUGUUCCACUAUAUUGAUUAUCAAUCAUACGUCUUCCAGGGAAUGAUGGUGAACGAAUUCUCGCAACGGAACUACUCGUGCGGAGAGGGCUGCCACUGUAUGUACGACUCGGAUCUAGCAGAUCAAUGCCUGAUCCGCGGCACGGCGGUACUGCAACAGUAUGGGUAUGCUACUGGACGGACGGGCAAAUGGGUGGGAAUUCUCAUUGGCAUUAUUGCGGUUUAUCGGCUGUUCGGAUGGAUUGCACUCCAGCUGCGUCGGACUUGA
Messenger RNA from Penicillium brasilianum, 744 nucleotides. Lineage: Eukaryota; Fungi; Ascomycota; Eurotiomycetes; Eurotiales; Aspergillaceae. The record is from the annotation of a GenBank genome assembly.